UAAAAGAGGAGUGCGGAAGACACAGCUCGGUAGUGAAUGUCACUGGCCGGACUAAUCGCUGCCGCCUGGUAUCGCUGUCUCCUAUACGCGCUCUGUGUGUCCUCCUAUCCCGCGACUCUGCCUCCGCUCUGCCUGGUACAACGUGUAGCCGCUGACAGUGACAGUGACACCGUGCGGGGUCUCCCAGUGUCCAUGGGCCCAGCUGGGGCAGCGACACUCGGACAUGUGGUUUUGGGACUGACCCGGCGAGACAUGACCCUCCUCCUCCUUCUCCUGGUGACGUCACAUGUGUACAGCCGACCCCAUGGAAUAUUAUCAGGGGAUGAUCGCUACUACAUGAACGGAAACAUCCGAUGUCUCCGCUGUCCUCCAGGUAAUUUUGUUGAAGAGGACUGUGUAGUACCUGACACACGUGGAAAAUGUACGGACUGCCAUGCCGGGCGAACCUACAGUGAACACCCCACAGGAAUGAAUCACUGUCUUAGAUGUACUAGGUGUCGUGAUGAUCAGGAAGAGGUGUCUCCAUGCGCCAUCGCUAAGAACACUGUGUGUCGUUGCAAGAAGGGAACCUUCUGUCCUCCAGACCAUCCAUGUGAGGUGUGCCUGCCUUGUACAACAAGCUGCCCUCCAGAUCAGGUUAUUAAGUCACCCUGCAAUUCAACAUCUGAUACAGAGUGUUCCUUCCCAGACUCAUCCAUUUCUAAGAAAACUGCCAUCAUCUGUGGGGUUAUUGGCACAAUUGUUUUCAUCAUCAUCAUCAUCAUCGCAAUCUGUUUCUUUCUUCUUCCUGUUUUGAGGAAAGAUACUUCUACUAGGGAAUGCAAACGAUGGUCAAAGAUGUUAACUACGAGUUGCUGCUGCAAGCCUGGAGAUACGGCAGAAGAUGUCAAUCUCUUGCAUACAGACACCAAACUGGUCUUCAGGGAUGCUAAACAGAGGGAACAGAUUACCAUCAAGUCAUUGGACAUCUUUGUGGACAAGGUUCCCAUUAAUAUGUUUGAAAAGUUCAUGCGAAAUCUGGAAUUGCCUCCGAACACAAUUGAAUUUGCUAAACAAAACCAUCCCGGGAACACCUAUGAGCAGUGCUACGAAAUGUUGGACAAAUGGCGGCAGGAAUAUCCCUACGACGUCAAUGUCUUGUUGACAACUCUCCGCACCUUAAGGAUGGGCGGUGUGGCUGAUGAAAUUACAGAGCAGCUGAUUAGAGAUGGACUGUAUGUGAGGCAGACCCCGAGCUGACCUUACUAUUAAGCUAUGUAAAUAGUGUACAUACUGUAACAUAAUAAUUUAUACUGUUUUUAAUAUAUAAAAAAAAAUGAAAUACCCAAAAAAAAAUAAACUUUCAUCAAACCCA
Messenger RNA from Pseudophryne corroboree (corroboree frog), 1354 nucleotides. Its product is annotated as tumor necrosis factor receptor superfamily member 10A-like. Gene Ontology annotation, cellular component: external side of plasma membrane; CD95 death-inducing signaling complex; membrane raft. Lineage: Eukaryota; Metazoa; Chordata; Amphibia; Anura; Myobatrachidae. The record is from RefSeq and is a predicted model, not a curated record. The coding region runs from base 37 to 1239 and encodes 400 amino acids. Gene Ontology annotation, molecular function: tumor necrosis factor receptor activity; protein binding. The transcript is spliced from 9 exons. Gene Ontology annotation, biological process: motor neuron apoptotic process; necroptotic signaling pathway; activation-induced cell death of T cells.